Molecule: messenger RNA, 4248 nt
Organism: Bathycoccus prasinos
Lineage: Eukaryota; Viridiplantae; Chlorophyta; Mamiellophyceae; Mamiellales; Bathycoccaceae
Product: ABC transporter C family protein
Exons: 1
Coding region: 1-4248 (1415 amino acids)
Biological process (GO): transmembrane transport
Cellular component (GO): membrane
Molecular function (GO): ATP binding; ATP hydrolysis activity; ABC-type transporter activity
Source: RefSeq, a predicted model, not a curated record
AUGACGUCGUCGUCGUCACCUCAACCAUCAAAGGGUGAAGACGACGACGAGAAGAAGAACGAAAUGAACAACACCAACAUGACCAGAGAAGAGAACAACAACGAGAAGAAGAAUAGUAAAAAAGUGGACAUUGGAAUUCCAAUCAUCGAUUGGUCCGUCAAGAACUCUCCGUUUCAUAAAUUCUUCUUCGCGCAAGUCACCAAACUCAUAUCCGUCGGUCAAAUUCGACGCUUAGAGUUGGAAGAUUUAGCGCACUUGCCCGAGUUAGAGUCUUCUUUUCUGCACGAAAACUUUCAGAACGAGUGGGAAGAAGAGAAACGUUUGAGAGGGAAGAACGACAAGAAUUUAAUCAGGGUUUUACUCCGAAGACACAAGUUUACGUUCGUGUGGACUGGAUUUUUGUUCGCGAUUGCGCAAGGAGCGAUUUUUGCAGGACCUUUGUUACUGAGGGAGAUUGUGAAAGGCAUUCAGUGCAGAAAUUUUUACGCCGCCAACUCGGGGUUCUUACAAGAUGGACAAUCCGUCGACGAUAUGUGCUCGACGACGAACGAGUUGUACAUGUUUGCCGGGAUUUUAACGGGGGCGAGCAUUUUUAGCAACUUUUGCGCCGCGCAUCAGGAAUUCGCGUUGCAAAAAGUCGGCGUCGCCGUGAGGAAUACGCUGAUGGUGGCGUUGUACAGGAAAGUCUUAAAGUUGUCGCCGAAAGGCUUACAGGCGGAAAGUACCGGGAAAAUUGUCACACUAAUGUCCAACGACGUGAAUAAGUUGCAAGACUUGUUCUCUAUGAUUCACAACUUGUGGGCGGCGCCGAUUUUUAUCGUCGCUUCGUUUACGCUUUUGUACGAUGUCAUCGAAUGGUCCGCGUUUGUUGGGUUUGCGUGUAUUUUAAUCGCCGCGCCUUUCACCGCGACCGUGGCAAAGAAGUUGUUCGCGCUGAGACGCUUGGUUGUUCAGUGUGCGGACAAACGAGUGAACAUCUUGAGUGAAGUCGUGAGCGGGAUGAAGGUGAUCAAAUAUUACGCCUGGGAAAAGACAUUUAAAGGGCAAGCAGAGAAAAUUCGAGAGGAAGAGAUUAAUUUAGUGUGGAGAGCGCAAAAAAUCAGCGCGUUGUUUGGCGUCGCGUUGUUUUCCACUCCAAUUUUCAUUGCCGUGUGUUCGUUCGGGUCGUUCUCUUUGGCAGGAAAUGAGAUUACCGCGCCAACGGCAUACACGGCGUUGGCGUUGUUCAACACCUUGAGAUUUCCGCUCGUUUUAGUGCCGUUUUUGUUGACCUCGCUGUUGAACGCGUUGAACGCGAUACAACGUUUAGGCUCGUUCUUGGACCAAGACGAAAGUUUGGACGUGGAUAUUGACGGUUCGGACCCCGGGCGAGUCGUUUUGAACGACGCGUCUUUUUGCUGGCCGACGUUGCCGAAGAAACUGAAGGAGGAAGAAAAUAAGCCCGGUCAAGGAGGAGGAGCUCCACCUUCUAAAAGCGGCGCGCCAGCGACGACGGCGAGCGGAGAGGACGGUCCCAUUCAAACGAAGAAGAAACCGACAAAGAAACCAAAGCGCGUGUCGAAGAAAGAACAGAAAAAGCUGGACGAAGAGAAAGCGGCGAAGGAGAAGGAAGAGCUCGAAAAUUCGCCGCAACAAGAACCGUUUGGCAUGACGAACGUCUCCAUCAACAUCGAACCUGGAAGUUUAACCAUGAUUAUCGGCCCAGUGGGUUGUGGUAAAUCGACCUUGUUGUCCGCUCUGAAUAAAUUCAUCACGCUGAAAUCGGGUGAAAUCAAGCUCUCCGGCACGUCUUCGUUCGUCGCGCAAACGGCGUGGAUUUUGAACACCUCCGUUCGUAACAACAUUUUGUUCGGGAAACCGUACGAUUCAAAGUUGUACGAAGAUACUUUAAAACGUUCGCAACUCAUGGACGAUUUAGAUUUACUCCCAGCUGGGGAUUUGACUAUGAUUGGAGAACGAGGCGUAACGUUGUCCGGCGGUCAAAAACAACGCAUCUCCAUCGCGAGAGCGCUGUACGCAGAAUCAGACGUCUAUUUGUUUGACGAUCCUUUAUCGGCGGUGGAUAACCACGUCGGCGCGGCUUUGUUUAAAGACGUCAUCAGAGGAAGUUUGAAGAACAAAACGCGAGUUUUGGUGACGAACGCGUUGCAAUACCUUCCGCAAGCGGAUCAAAUCGUCGUCUUGGAGGAAGGUAAAGUCCAGGAAAUAGGAACGUACAAAUCGUUGAUGAGCAAAGGUUUAGACUUUUCAAAGCUAAUGAAACACCACGGAUUAGAUCAAGAAGAGAGCAGUCGCGCGAGUUUGGACGGCGAUGCGCGUAAAUCUGUCGACGAGAAAAGAAAAUCUAUGGACAUUUCUGUGGCGCAAGGAGAGCAAAAAGCGCCGGCGAAAGCGAAAAUCAUAACCGACGACAUGAUUGGUAAAGAAGAAGAGCGCUCGAUUGGUAAUGUCUCGUUAAAAGUCUACAUGGAGUUCUUCCGCGCGACUGGAACGAAGUUUUCCGCCUUGUUCGUCUUCUGUCUCUUCGGCGCCGAAUACGGAACCAAAGCGUUUCUGGAUUAUUGGCUCUCGUGGUGGGCGGAGAAUAAAUUCGGGUGGAACUCGAAACAAUACCUCGGCAUUUAUUUCGCCAUCUUCCUCGUCAACGGCAUCGCCAUCUUCUUCCGAUCGAUCGUAUUGUAUUUCUUCUGCGUGAGAGCGGCGAAGAAUUUACACAACAAACUCCUCGGGAGAGUUUUGAAAAUGCCGAUGAGUUUCUUCGACACGACACCGUCUGGACGAAUCAUUAAUCGAUUCUCUCGAGAUACGGAAACUAUCGAUUCUGUGUUACCUGGUAUUGUCGUUCAGUUCUUAGGAUGCAUAUCAAACAUCAUCACGACUUUGGCCAUCAUUUGUGCGGCAACCUUGUGGUUUAUGAUUGCGUUGCCGCCAAUCUUCUUGAUUUACAUUUCUGUGCAAAGAUUUUACAUUCCCGCCUGUAGAGAGUUGCAACGCAUCGAAUCCAUCACGCGUUCGCCCAUUUAUAGCGGAUUGGGCGAGGCUGUUUUAGGCGUUGAAACGAUUAGAGCGUACAGAGCGCAAGCGCAUUUCAUUUUGGAAGCUGAUUUGAAAGCUCAGAAAAACGCAGACGCUUUCAUCUCGCAACGCAUGGCUGCGUGCUGGUUGAAUAUGCGCUUACGAUUUAUUGGCACCGGCAUCGUCUUAUUAGCGUCCUUUUUAGUGAUUCAAGGGAAAGUCGAAGCCGGCAUCGCUGGUUUAACCUUAGUGUACGCUUUGGACGUGACGAAAUACAUGGAGCACGGCACGAACAUGGCUUCGCAACUCGAAACGCAAAUGAAUGCAGUCGAACGCGUCGUCCAAUACUUGGAUUUACCGUUGGAGAAGAAACACUCGACGGAGCCAGACGUGGCGACGGGAAUACCGGAAAACUGGCCGGCUAAAGGCAAACUCGAAAUUGUCGACUUGAGCAUGAAGUACCGAGAAAACUUGCCGUUGGUGUUGAACAAGAUCUCCUUCACGGUUUUACCGGGUCAAAAAAUUGGCAUCUGUGGUCGAACGGGAAGCGGGAAAUCGUCCAUGUUUGUCGCCUUAUUUCGCAUCGUCGAACCACAACCAGGGUCGAAAGUGUUAUUAGACGGCGUGGACGUGUCCACGUUAGGUUUGAGAGACUUGCGCUCAAAAAUGGCCAUGAUUCCGCAAGAUCCGUUUAUGUUUGCCGGGACGGUCAGGACCAACUUGGAUCCGUUCGAAGAACACACCGACGAGGAAGUUUGGUCGGUGAUUGAAAAAGUUGGAUUGAAAAACACCAUUGACUCGGCGGCGAAACAGUUGGACAUGGAAGUCAUCGACAAUGGGAGCAACUUUUCUUUAGGACAGCGGCAAUUAUUGUGCAUGGGAAGAGCGUUGUUAAGAAACUCUCGCGUGCUCAUGAUGGACGAAGCGACUGCUUCGGUUGAUAUGGAUUCGGACGCGUUGAUUCAAAAAACCGUCAGAGAGGCGUUCAGCGAGUGCACGACGUUGACUAUCGCGCACAGAUUGAACACGAUCAUGGAUUCGGAUAAAAUAUUAUUCUUGGAUAGUGGAAAAGUGACCGAAUACGACGACCCGCAGACGUUGUUAAAGAACGCGACCGGCGACUUCUCGCGACUGGUUGAGAAGUCGGGCAAGACGCAAGAGAAGAAUUUAAAACGCAUCGCCAGCGACGCUGCGAUGAAGAGGAAAGGAUCCUUGAGCGAUAUGAGCUCGUAA